AUGACUACGUUGUCAAAAUCCUUGAGGCCUCUCGCCCGACCUCAUCGAUGGAAACCAACGCAAGCAACAACGGGGCUUUCUCGAUUGUUCAGUGAAAGUCGUCCUCGGCGACAGCAAAAUAUUCCAGAGUUCGAGGCAGAAGCACGAACAUCUCGGUUCAAUCUCAGCCGUCUCUCUCCUUUUUGGACGGCUCUCAUCGUACUUGGGGCAGGUCUGACUGCUUAUGGCCUCUAUGAUAUAUAUGCCACAUUGACGAUGUGGCCUUCGGAAAUCCGGAAGGAUCUCCGUGGGGGACUGGCUGCUAAGUACAAAGGCGACCUAUUGCUGAGCGCUCAAUAUCUCAGAAGGGCUUUGGAUACAUCCAAAAAGAUCCCUCUUACUGAAUUCAAAACCUUGCCAUACCUCAAGACGUCGGGCAUCGCCAUCUGUCUCGCUGGCGUGCUAGAAGAGGACGGAAAGGUCGAAGAAGCUUAUAAAGUGUACGAGGAUGCACUUCUACAGCUUCAGCACGUCAUGGACGCCAAACCUCAAGAGCUGAAAGGGCAAGAGAAGAUGCGUGCUGUAGCCCUCUCUCACAAACUUGGGGAGAUGGCGCAUGAUAUGCAUAAACCGCGAGAGGAGGAAGAAAAAUGGCUUGUAUUGUCUGUGGAGACCAUUCUGAAGAGCGUUCUGCAGGCGCCGGCAGGAAGUCAGGCAGAUCAAAAUGGGAGUCGGCACGAUAUCCAAGUUAUGGUAGAAGAAUUGGCGUUGCCGGGUUGGGUUGUACAACAGGAUAUUGCGGCACCUUUCGAGGCAUUGGGCAGCUUUUAUUCAAGAACUGGGAACAUUCGUUUUGCAAUGCCCCUAUAUCUACAAGCUGUAUCGAUUCUCAUCCCGCCGCCUCCCCAGGAAUGCUCACCGGAAAACAAGUGCCGUGGUGCUCAGAUGAUGGGGAACAUCGCUGACCUCAUAUUACAGAGUGGCACCAGUCCUGAGUUGAUUCAGCAAGCUGAGUCGUGGGCGAACAAAGGUCUCGAAGUUGCAUCUGUCGUGAGGAACAGCUCGCGUGCCAAACAUGACGUUUGCGAGAUAGCUUAUGCUUUCAUGCUUUUCAAUCUUGGAAGGAUUCGGGAGAUAUCCAAAGAUUAUGGGAAGGCCAAAGAGCUUUUUACUGCGAGCUUGGAACAAUCGAAGGCGAUUGGACUAGAAGAAGGCAUCGAGCACGCUGAGGACGGAUUACGUUCAUUAGGUUCAGAUCAAAAUACAGCUCUUCCCUCUAUCAAGCCGACCCAUGGAGGAGUCCAAAAAGAUAUAAGUUAA
This is a messenger RNA of Laccaria bicolor S238N-H82, 1299 nucleotides long. RefSeq lists its product as uncharacterized. The transcript has 6 exons. Gene Ontology annotation, molecular function: protein binding. Bases 1 to 1299 code for a protein of 432 amino acids. NCBI's taxonomy places the organism in Eukaryota, Fungi, Basidiomycota, Agaricomycetes, Agaricales, Hydnangiaceae. The record is from RefSeq and is a predicted model, not a curated record.